This is a messenger RNA of Aspergillus viridinutans, 1659 nucleotides long. RefSeq lists its product as uncharacterized. Gene Ontology annotation, molecular function: protein binding. Lineage: Eukaryota; Fungi; Ascomycota; Eurotiomycetes; Eurotiales; Aspergillaceae. Bases 1 to 1659 code for a protein of 552 amino acids. The record is from RefSeq and is a predicted model, not a curated record. The transcript has a single exon.
AUGGAAGACGGCGCACUCCUGUAUGCCGCCCGCGACGGCAAUGAAGGCGAGGUCCGGGAGUUGCUGGACAGCGGAGCUGACGUCCAUCAACGAGACGAGGAAGGACAGACCCCCUUACUCCUAGCAGCCACUCGGGGCCAUCGAGAAUUGGUCCGAAUCCUGCUAGAGGAAGAUGCCGAUAUCGAGGCGGCAGACAACGCCGGAAAUACAGCCCUACUGUGGGCAACCAGAGGCCGACACACAAACGUCGUGCGCCUGUUGCUCCGGAAAGAAGCGGACAUUGAUACUCCUGAUGACACUGGGGAUACUGCUCUUCACGUCGCGACGAGAAUGGGCGAUGUCGCACUGGUCAAGAUGCUGAUAAAGUGGGGUGCUGAUAGGGAUGCGCUGAAUGAUGAGGGGAAUACACCAUUCAUGUUAGCCAAGGAUGCGGGCUAUCACAAGUUGUUGAAGGAACUAGAAGAUGAUUCAUCAAAGGAAGAGGACCUGUCCGAAGAUGAUCGGAGGGCCGACGCAGCGAAGAGGAAGGCUAAAGAAGAGAGAAAAGCUGAAGAAGAAAGGAAGGCUGAAGAAGAGAGAAAGGCUGAAGAAGAGAGAAAGGCUGAAGAAGAAAGAAAGGCUGAAGAAGAGAGAAAGGCUGAAGAAGAAAGAAAGGCUGAAGAAGAGAGAAAGGCUGAAGAAGAAAGGAAGGCUGAAGAUGAGAGAAAGGUUGAAGAAGAAAGAAAGGCUGCGGCAGAGGAAAUUACGAGUCGCUGUCGUACUCUCGAGCUAGAUGAGGGUAAUCCUGGCACGGUUUGGGAUAUAGCAUUCUCGCCAAAUGGUAAAGAACUGGCAUCCGCAUCUGAGGACGGUACCGUCAGGCUCUGGACACUCAAGAGGGGCAUUGAGCGUACCAUCGGAAAGCAUCAGGGCUAUGCAUUUGCUGUUGCAUUUUCGCCCGAUGGCAGAGUGUUGGCAUCUGGAGGGGGUGGUAACUGGCAUUACCGAGAACAGGUCGUCAGAACCUGGGAUCCUGUCUCCGGGGCUGCGCUCCGGACGCUCGACACCUACCAGAGGACAACUGGCGAUCAUGUCUGGUCCCUGGCAUUCUCGUCGGACGGUCGAGUGUUAGCCACUGGGGGUAGAGGUGCACUCAGGCUCUGGGAGCCUGCCACAGGAACCAUCCGCCUCACGCUCGAUAACAUGUUCAGCAGCCACCUCGCUCUAUCACCGGAUGGUGGGCUAUUGGCAGCCACGUCAGCGAUACAUAAUUUUUACUCGAUCAAGCUCUUCAAUCCUAGCACAGGAAUCGAACAGCGCACGCUCGCGGGUCAUCUGAAGGAUGUCCACUGUGUGGCGUUCUCGCCGAACGGUCAUCUGUUGGCGUCUGGGUCUGAUGAUACAACCGUCAUACUUUGGAACCCUGCUACGGGAGUGCAGUGCCGCACGCUCGAGGGACAUUCGGAGGCAGUUCGCUCGGUGACAUUCUCGCCAGAUGGCAAACUAUUGGCAUCAGGGUCUCAUGACCAAACGGUUAAACUCUGGGACCCUGCAACAGGAGAAUUGCAGCGCACCCUCAAAAAUAAUUCAGCCGGGGUUCAUUGUGUGGCAUUCUCGCUGGACGGCAAACUUUUGGCAACUGGGAAUAUGAAUGGCAUUAUCGAGAUUUGGGAGGUCUAG